Aureobasidium pullulans EXF-150 is the source of this 692-nucleotide messenger RNA. RefSeq lists its product as uncharacterized. The record is from RefSeq and is a predicted model, not a curated record. The coding region runs from base 21 to 617 and encodes 198 amino acids. The transcript has 2 exons. NCBI's taxonomy places the organism in Eukaryota, Fungi, Ascomycota, Dothideomycetes, Dothideales, Saccotheciaceae.
AAAAAGCCCACUCUCUUACGAUGGCGGCUUACAGACGCCAAUUCGACACGCUCCGCUACAACUUCCUGGUUCAAGGCAACUCGGGUACUGCUUACACCAUCAGUCAGCACAUUAUUUUGAAAUGUCCCACCCUGAGAGAGGAGAAGAGCCAUGUGGAAAAACACGUCAACAACGCAAACACUGCCAGUAUAGACCACGAGAAAGACAUCUAUACCGCAACGGCAUCUUACGGAAGACAUCCGAACGUCCUCUGUGUCAUCCUCUGCAUCCCGGAAGCUAUCUUCCUUCCACGCAUGAAGACCACGCUUUACCAAUACCUAAAGGACAACCCUCUACUCUGCGCCGACACCGAGCUGCAAAAUAGAUGGAUCUCGCAACUCAUCGGUGCGGCAGCUUGGCUGGAAAAGAUAGAUGUCAAGAUUGCCGACUUUGACGCCACGGUGGAAAUAGGCAGCGAGCUACUUGCUGGCGCGCUCCCCCUGGGCAAAAGAGGACGCUCAAGGCAAUUGUCCACAGGCUGGCCCGGAGACCGAGCAGUUUUCGUUGGGAUCGUGUAUUUUCAACAUUCGCUAUGGUCAUCCUCCGUAUGCCGAGCUCGAAUCGCCCGUCUGGUAUGAGUAUAUGAGCCAUCGACGAUAUCCCUCCACGCCGAAAGGUGAUGAUGUCGGAGAUAUCAUUCAGACUUGUUGGAG